CAGCACGCACGGAAAGCACGCGCAGCACGCAGGUGUGUCGGCCGCGGCUGUUUGAAGUGGUUUGUUUUAGCUUAAUUGAUGUUACAAGUAUUUUCAAAGAAUAACCUGCUUUCCAAAGGAGGAGCAUUAAGGCGAGGAAUAAAACGUGCGACAAUGGAAGAGGGAGGACAAAUUAACUUCAAAGCACUGAGGGCUAAAUUUCAGGAAGAGGGCCUCUUGGCACAUUCAAAAAACAGUCGACCAGCUGUUGCUGAAAAACCCAAACUCCUCCAAUCUUACUUAGGACCCUGCAGCUCUGUGGUCAGCGGUAUUGCCACGGCAGUGGAAAACCACAUGCCUGAAAUUCCCCGUGUCCUCUUCAGAGAUGAACUUCGGUCAUCAGGAGGCAAGCAGCCGAUUUCCUUUCCACCUCACCCUAAGCAGACCUCUUCCUCAUCCCAGCUUGCAAAUGGAGACAGCUCAGCAAAGCAUUCCCUCAAAGAGCGACGCAUGCCUUUGGUUCUCCCUACCCUGCCUGUCAAAGAUCCUAAGAUGGAUGCAUCUGCUCGAAAAGAACACAAACUGGAAUCGGAGAAAGGAAAAGAGGUCUUCCCACACAGUAAAAUGAAGAAGAAGGGUUUGUUGCUCCCUUUCAAAUUAGUCAAAGCAUCAAAAAACAGUGCUGAUAAUGGAGAGGAGCUCACAUGUGAUGAUUUAACCAACAGGCCUUAUAGCGCUCCAUGUGAGUUCUGCCCGAUGGAAAAACAAGGCACCGAAGAACAAGCUUCCCCCCAGAGUAACCAGUCAAUCUCCGAGUACCUCGUCUCCAGUCCUGAAAUCACAGUCACCCCUCCUCCUCCAGAAAAGUUUUCUGAUUCUGACAACAGGAUUCUGAGCACGUUGGAGAAGGCCAAAAAAAAGUUCUCACGGCAGCAGAUUAUAGUUCCCACUAAACCCAAAGGUUUGUGUUCACCUGACUACAGCUGCAGAGAGAAGAUCUUCCCUUUGUCUCCAAAGAACCCCGACAGCCUUGGUUCAGGUGUCCUAGUACCUCCACCCGUAUGCCUUCCACAUUUGGCCUGUACUUCUGCUCUGCCUUUUUUCAAAGCCAACAACUCUGUGCACAAACCCGUUUUCGAUACACAGCUUAUAAUGGAGAAAGCCGAAAAACUGCCAGCGAGGACUGUUGAACCUCAUUCACCCUGGGUUCCCUUGAAAAAACUGCUACCGGAGCUGUGGACACUUGGAGCGGUUCCAAUAAAGCCCCCCAGACCUCCAACAGUUGAUCUUAGCUCUUACCAUGCAGUCCUAGUUAAAGAAGUAUCAGCUGGUUGGUGCCAAACACCAAUUAAAAAGGAUGUGUCUGUGUUGGAUCCCCCAGAUUUCCCAGACUCUAAGACUUCAGAGUUGGAAACGGCAGAUAAUGAACCUGUUGACAUUGCCGCGAUAGAAACUGAAGCUUUAGACAUCUUUGUUGGUAAUCCUACAACACCGAUCAUAUGUGAGGUCACUGAUUACCAUGCUCCAGAUUCUGCCUUGUCAGUUUGUGAUCCUGCAGAGCCCGAUAGGAGCCAGGUAGUCCAAGAUCUGAACCUUGGCAGCCCACACAUAAUACCCCUUGAUCCAGCAAGCUUUUCUGAACCAAUAAACCUGUCAAAGUUUCCAGAGCUGCCGCUACCAGAGCGGUGGUCCAACAGCAAAGAGGCAGCUGUAGACGCUUUUCCCAAUUCUCGUUCUGAAGAGACUGAUGUGGGGGCUGCUGACUGCAUGUCUGUCCCAGAGGAAACUGAGCCUUUGGGCCGUCCAACAUCAAACCAUGAGACUCAAAUGCAACCAAGGUGGUUUUGUGAACAUAACCACAAGAGCAACUAUGAAACCUGUGAUAAUGUUUAUGAAGAUGUCGAGUUAAACAAACUCCUUGCAAGCCAUACGUCAACUAAACAAAAAAACAAACUAAAAAAUCCAUAUGUUGACAGCCUGUCAAGGAAGGGGGAAACAUGUCUUCACAAACGGCCACGGCAUCCAUGGCAACACCCAAGCCCCAACACUGCUGAUCAUAAAGAACAGAGGAAGAGAGAGAAACAGCGACUUGAAAAGGAGAGAAAGGAGCAAAAAGAGAGGGAGAAGAAAGAAAAUGAAAUGAAAAAAAAGUUCAAAGUGACUGGCGAGGAAGAGCCAAUGUACCAUGCCAAGGUCACGGUGGCCAGUAAAGUCCGCAAGAACGACCUGCCUGUGAAGAACGGGGACACGGUCAGCAUCAUACGAACCACCAACUGCCCCAAAGGCAAAUGGUUGGCUCGGGAUGCCAACCACAAGUACGGUUACAUUUCAGUGAUGAACGUUGAGUUAAACAUCAAGGACAUGCUGGAACUUGGCAAAAAGGCUCAAGCAGCUGGACGAGGAGCCUAUUUGGAGCCAGAUACCGUCAGCAUUGGGAGCAGAUCGUCUAACUUCCCUCUUCUAACAAGCAGUUUCACAGAUGACAGCGAGGAGUGGGCCUGUGAGGAUGAAACUCUUUCACCAUCCUAUGAAAGCCACAUUGCUCAGCAGACUGUUUCAGAGCCAGAAGUGUCAUGCAUUUAUGUCGAUGGCCAGCAUACACUCAGUGACAGCAACCUGGAAGAACUACACACACAGACCAGGCAUGAAGCUCUGCAGAAACUAGCCUUCUUGUUUCAACACAGCAAAGAUGAACUUGGUGACGGAGGAGCAGCCCCUAUCAAUUCAGACACGUCAAGCUUCUUGUGCUCGUUUGAGGAGCCUCCGUAUCCCGAACAGGAGAUUGACUUCACAGAGAUGGAGUUCCUUCCUCCUCCACCUCUGUAUGCUGAUACCAUCUGAUCUACCCGAGCUGAAGGAAGGACUGUCUAUAUUAAACAUCCAGAUGGAGACUAACAUCGGGGGUUGUUGACAUGAACAAAUUGUAAACGUUUUGUUUUAUUAUUAUUUGAAUCUGCUAGAAUUGUAAUUUCACCCAUAGUUUUCACAAUGGUUUAAACACUUUUUGACUUUCUUUGAAGGCACUAUAAUAAUAUGAUGAUGAAAAGACACCGUUGAUUAUUGCACUGGAACGGGUAGAAAUAAACUGUUUGUGGUUGCUUAAACCUCUGACAGUGUUUAUGAUUACUCUUUCAGUUUGUGUUUCCAUGUUACAUAAAAUAAAUAUAUAACAUUGA
Girardinichthys multiradiatus is the source of this 3155-nucleotide messenger RNA. RefSeq lists its product as uncharacterized. The record is from RefSeq and is a predicted model, not a curated record. NCBI's taxonomy places the organism in Eukaryota, Metazoa, Chordata, Actinopteri, Cyprinodontiformes, Goodeidae. Gene Ontology annotation, biological process: protein localization to plasma membrane; T cell receptor signaling pathway; integrin-mediated signaling pathway. Gene Ontology annotation, molecular function: protein binding. Bases 79 to 2820 code for a protein of 913 amino acids. Gene Ontology annotation, cellular component: plasma membrane. The transcript is spliced from 18 exons.